AUGCACAAGUCCCCUCCAGCGGUGGGGCCAGGGGAGAUGCUGGGAACCCGCCCCUCGGGCCGCACUGCCCACGCUACCAAGGACCUCAGCAGCACGCCCAUUCGCCGGGGCCAGCCUGCGUCAGCCCCCUCCCCAGCACCACCCCCCGGCACUGGUGCCAGCUGGGAGCCACGCUCCCCGCCUGGGCUGGGCUGGGCUGCUUCCGCCGGCAGGCAGUCGGGCACCGCUCUGAUGCAGCCCGUGUUCGCCGCGCACCGUGCGAAGCGCGGCCCUGGACUCCCGGACGCACCAGGCGCAGCGCCUUCACAGGCAAGCACGGACGGACCGUGGUGGCCAGGCUGGAGGAGGGAAGAGCCCCCGGGUGCUAACACCCUCUCCCGUGCAGCCUGCUGCCAGAUGCUGGAGGCAGUGCUGGGCCUGCUGAUCCUGGCCUGCAGCUCCGUGUCCUACGGCUCCGUGGGCGGCUACACGGGCAUCCCCGACCUGGGCAGCAUCUACUACUACCAGUACGGGGGCGCCUACAGUGGCUUCAGCGGGCCGGACGGGGAGCGUGCCCGGCAGCUUGAUGCCCAGUUCCACCGCAUGAAGCUGCCCAUCGCCAGGGCCUCGAUGGCGGUGGGGGGGGCCCUGAUGGCCCUCGCCCUCCUCCUGGUGCUGCUGGGGGCCCUGCGGCUGCCCUGGCGCUGCCCUGCCUGGCUGCUGCUGGAGUGCGCGCUGGACAUGCUGCUGGCGCUGGGCCUGCUGCCCGCCCUGUACUUCUACUUCCACCAGCUGCAGGCCGUCUACGCCUCCCCGCUGUGCCAGGAGCGGGAGCAGCUGUACCAGAGCAAGGGCUACCAGGGCUUCAGCUGCAGCCUGCACGGGGCGGACAUCGCCGCCGGACUCUUCGGCUGCCUGGCGGCCCUGGUGCUUGCGCUGAGCGCCGGCCUGGCCGUGCGGGGCUUCCGCACUGUCUGCCGGCUGCAGGAGAAGCCGGCACGUGCCUACGAGCUCUAGGGCAGCCGCGCUGCAGCCGAGAGGGCAGGGUCUCCCUGGCAGGCCACAGCA
Molecule: messenger RNA, 1047 nt
Organism: Gavialis gangeticus (Gharial)
Lineage: Eukaryota; Metazoa; Chordata; Crocodylia; Gavialidae
Gene: MARVELD3
Product: MARVEL domain containing 3
Exons: 3
Coding region: 1-996 (331 amino acids)
Cellular component (GO): membrane
Source: RefSeq, a predicted model, not a curated record